AUGUCUACCUAUCCUCUUCAGCAGACUUGUCUAGGGGUUAUUUACGGUACGCCUUUGUUGGCAGCCUUGUUCGUCAUCUUACGAGUAUACACACGUCGAAAGCUGAAUCUAAGACUGAGUUGGGACGACUGGUUGGUCAUUGCGGCAUUGAUAUUAUCCAUUGCUCUCAUAGGACCUUCACAUAAACAUGUUAAGAUGUGGCAUGUCGGUAUACAUAUUUGGGAUAUACCCCCUCGAGAGAUUGAACCUGACUAUGACGAAUACCACAUCGUCGCUAUAGCAGAGAAUCUUCUCAUCAUCCCCAUUCUACCACUAGUGAAGGCAUCCAUCAUAUGCCUCCUCAUGAGAGCUGGCUCAGUCAUCCCGUGGUUGAAGAAGAUUCUCUACGCCAUGUUGAUCUUCACCGUCGGCAGCUCAUUGAUCCCAUGGUUUCUCUACAUUUUCAUUUGCCCACCGCAAACUGGGAAUACGUGGAAGCCCAGAACGUUCGGAAACUUGGGUUGUAUGGACCGGCAUAUGACGGGCCACAUGCUCAUAUGGGUGACCUGCGCCAACCUCGUUACUGAUCUUCUCAUCUUCCCAAUCCCCUUCAUAAUUGUCAGGAGGAUGAUGAGUGCCCGCUGGCGAUCACAGCUACUCGUACUAUCGGUCUUUACCUGUAGUCUAGCCGUUACCGGGAUUGGCGCCGCGAAAAUCUACCUUACCUACCGCGACCGACUAUACUCAGUCUACAAGCCAGAUUGGACCUAUCCGAUCGAUUACUGCAUCAACCACAUUGAGAGCAACGUCGCCAUCAUCGUGGCCAACAUACCCAUUCUGCGAGGCCUCGUCACGCGUUGGACUCUCAACUUCCGACCGAAGAGUAGUCCAAUGCAACGCGUCAUUCGAAGCGAUCGGCACUGGAAGGGAGCUUCCCACGUGUCUAGCGUCAGCCAGCCAGGAAAACGGCGAAGCAUGGUCAAGAAAAUCUUUCCAUGGGUGCGACAUGACUUUUCCUCGAGCCUCGCGACGCGCUCAGGUGGUACAGGAGCUGAGCAUAGUCCCAACAAGCCUAAAGUACUGGCAGGUACUAUAACCGCAGAGACACGGAUCAAUUGGGCGUAUAAUCCUAUCAAGGCACAGAAAGAUAAUGCGGACCAGUACGAAAUGGCUUCUUCGUGCGAAAAGGGCGACGGAUGCGAGACAAUACGUAACGCGACGAGUAUAGGCUCUGCGUCUACUUUGACGGGAAGUCGAGUGGUGAGUUGGAAGAACCUGGACAGUCCGCCUGUGAGCCCGAAGAUCCCGUGUCCUGUCCGGUUACGCGGGAGAGAAAUUGACGACGACGAUGAUGAGAUGUGUUUGAACCCUUGA
Messenger RNA from Dothidotthia symphoricarpi CBS 119687, 1353 nucleotides. RefSeq lists its product as uncharacterized. Lineage: Eukaryota; Fungi; Ascomycota; Dothideomycetes; Pleosporales; Dothidotthiaceae. The coding region runs from base 1 to 1353 and encodes 450 amino acids. The transcript is spliced from 5 exons. The record is from RefSeq and is a predicted model, not a curated record.